Molecule: messenger RNA, 2211 nt
Organism: Lontra canadensis (Northern American river otter)
Lineage: Eukaryota; Metazoa; Chordata; Mammalia; Carnivora; Mustelidae
Gene: SOAT1
Product: sterol O-acyltransferase 1
Exons: 16
Coding region: 60-1709 (549 amino acids)
Biological process (GO): cholesterol efflux; cholesterol homeostasis; cholesterol metabolic process
Cellular component (GO): endoplasmic reticulum membrane
Molecular function (GO): cholesterol O-acyltransferase activity; cholesterol binding; fatty-acyl-CoA binding
Source: RefSeq, a predicted model, not a curated record
CCCGGCUUUGCGGUUCCUGACGAGGUCUCCGCUGUCGGGCUCUGGCCCCAGACAGUACAAUGGUGGGCGAAGAGAAGACGUCUCUAAGAAAACGGCUGUCAGAGUCCAGGGAAAAUUCUGAGGAAGAUGAAGACCAGAGAAGCCCUUCAAGGGGGUCCCUGGAGACAGCUAGUAAUGGUAGGAUUAACUUAAAACAGUUGAUGGCAAAGAAGAUACAGUUGACAGCAGAGGCAGAGGAAUUGAAGCCAUUUUUUAUGAAGGAAGUUGGCAGUCACUUUGAUGAUUUUGUGACCAGUCUCAUUGAAAAAUCAGCAUCCUUAGACAAUGGUGGGUGUGCUAUCACAAGCUUUUCUGUUCUUGAAGGAGAGAACAACCACAGAGCUAAAGAUUUCAGAGCACCUCCAGAACAUGGAAAGGUUUUUGUUCUAAGGCAGUCUCUCUUAGAUGAGCUGUUUGAGGUGGACCACAUCAGAACAAUCUAUCACAUGUUUAUUGCCCUCCUCAUUCUGUUUAUCCUCAGCACACUCGUUGUAGAUUACAUUGAUGAAGGAAGGCUGGUGCUCGAGUUCAGUGUCCUGUCUUAUGCUUUUGGCAAACUUCCUGUUGUUAUGUGGACGUGGUGUACCAUGUUCUUGAGUACACUUGGUGUUCCCUAUUUCCUCUUUCAACGUUGGGCCAGAGGUUAUAGCAGGAGUACUCACCCAGUGGUCCAUUCUCUCUUCCACUGCUUCCUUUUCAUGGUCUUCCAGAUUGGCGUUCUAGGUUUGGGACCAACGUAUGUUGUAUUAGCAUAUACGCUACCGCCAGCUUCCCGGUGCAUUGUUAUACUUGAACAGAUUCGUUUCGUAAUGAAAGCCCAUUCAUUUGUCAGAGAGAAUGUGCCUCGGGUACUAAAUUCAGCUAAGGAGAAAUCAAAAACGAUUCCAAUACCCACAGUCAACCAGUACCUGUAUUUCCUGUUUGCACCUACCCUCAUCUACCGUGACAACUAUCCCAGGACUCCCACUGUAAGAUGGGGUUAUGUUGCUAUGCAGUUUUUACAGGUUUUUGGUUCCUUUUUUUAUGUGUACUACAUCUUUGAAAGACUCUGCGCCCCCUUGUUUCGGAACAUUAAACAGGAGCCCUUCAGCGCUCGUGUUCUGGUCCUAUGUGUAUUUAACUCCAUCUUGCCAGGUGUGCUGGUACUGUUCCUCAUGUUUUUUGCCUUUUUACACUGUUGGCUGAAUGCUUUUGCUGAGAUGUUACGCUUUGGUGACAGGAUGUUUUAUAAGGAUUGGUGGAACUCCACAUCAUACGCUAACUAUUACAGGACCUGGAAUGUUGUGGUUCAUGACUGGUUGUAUUACUAUGCUUACAAGGACUUUCUCUGGUUUUUCACCAAGAGGUUCAAGUCGGCUGCCAUGUUAGCUGUCUUUGCUGUGUCUGCUGUAGUGCACGAAUAUGCCCUGGCUAUUUGCUUGAACUUUUUCUAUCCGGUGCUUUUCGUGCUCUUCAUGUUCUUUGGAAUGGCUUUCAACUUCAUUGUCAACGACAGUCGGAAGAGGCCAAUUUGGAAUGUUAUGAUGUGGACUUCCCUUUUCGCGGGCCAUGGCGUCAUCCUGUGCCUUUAUUCCCAAGAGUGGUAUGCACGUCAGCACUGUCCUCUCAAAAAUCCCACAUUUCUGGAUUAUAUCCGGCCACGUUCCUGGACUUGUCGUUACGUGUUUUAGAAGCUUGGACUUUGUUUCAUUCCUUGACACUGAAGAUGGGUAAUUCUGCCUGAUUUGGGGCCAGCAUCUGUUUCCAGUCGUUACUGAAGUUAUCUGUGGUAUUUGGAUCACUCCGCGCUUUACAGAUGGUUUGCUCCGUUCCUAGGUCAGCUGAGAUGUUGCAAGUUUACUGGAAUCUUGUGCACUUAAAGCAGUACUUUUUUUUUUUUUUUUUUUAAACCUUUUUGGGAGAAGGAGAAGGGAGACUUACAGCUGACAACAGUGACCAAUUUUUGCUGGGUUUUGUUUUUGAUUCCCAUCUAAACAUCAUGACUAAACCCCCAUGUGUCCUUGGCCACUGACUUCGCCAAAACACUUAACGAAGAAAUAAUUUAAAUAUUUUGGUCUUUGAAAUUUUUUUCAGGCACACUGUUGGAAUGUAUGCUAAUUAACUAUGUACCUGGGAAAGAAAACAAAAUAAUGAGGAACAUUUUGGCUAUUUCUAAUAGAGUGAAAAUCUCUA